GACGUGGUCACUGCGUCUAGUCGAAUUGAGUUAAGCAAAGUCGAGUUUAUAGGUUAGAGCAAGUCAGACAGUGAUCCUCAUCGUCGUUACCGUUAUCGUAGAUUAUUUCUCGUUAUCAAUCUAACCUCUUCGUUAAAAAAAGGAAGAAAUGUCGACGAAAUAUCUCUCAGAGAAGUUGGGCGACUUACACGUCGAGGGUGAGAGUCUCUCCGAUGAUUUUAACGGAGAAGACGAAGACUUUGAAGGCGAGUGGAACCCUAUCGAAGCAAAUGCAAAUAUAUCAUACAACACGAAGAAAGGCCAGGAUUACAACGACUCGGAGGUUUUAUCGAACAAAGUAUCCGACUACCAACCCUCGGAUAAGUUACUGAGAAGAUUCGCCAGUAAGAUAAACGUCGACCGAUACACUCUGCCUGGCCAUGCGACGAAUACUCUCGUCGAAAGCGAGAAGAGAAGUGAAAAGGAACGCAACAGAACGAAAGACAAGCACGACAGAGCGACCGUAGAGCAAGUAAUGGAUCCACGCACUCGUAUGAUCUUGUUCCGACUGCUGAACAAAGGCAUCAUCGAAGAAAUCAACGGCUGCAUAUCGACAGGGAAAGAAGCGAACGUGUACCAUGCAACUUCGAAGACAGGUCUAGAAAUAGCGAUUAAGAUCUACAAAACCUCCAUUCUCUUGUUCAAAGACCGAGACAAGUACAUCAACGGUGAGUUUCGCUUCCGGCAUGGAUACUGCAGACAUAACCCGAGAAAAAUGGUUCGCACUUGGGCAGAGAAGGAGAUGAGGAAUUUAGCUAGGUUAACUCAAGCCGGACUGCAUGCACCGAAACCAAUUCUUCUCCGCGGAAAUGUAUUGUUGAUGGAAUUCAUUGGCGUCGAUGGCUGGCCAUCUCCAAAAUUAAAAGAUGCCACUCUUGGUGAAUCGAAACUGAGAAAACUGUAUAGAGAGUGCAUAGAAAUGAUGUGGACUUUGUACAAUAAAUGCAAAUUGGUUCAUGCUGACCUCAGCGAGUACAAUUUACUUUAUCACAAGGAAUCGGUGGUUAUUAUAGACGUUUCUCAAUCGGUAGAGCAUGAUCAUCCUCAUGCUCUGGAUUUCCUUCGGAAAGACUGCACAAAUAUUACCGAAUUCUUCAGGAAAAGGCAAGUGGCCACAAUGUCCAUCAAGGAAUUAUUCGAUUUCAUCACCGAUCCUACCAUUACGGAUGACAACAAAGACGACUAUUUAAACGCUUUAGCAGAAAGAGUCAGCGAAAGUUUGGAAGGGACUGUCAACCCUAACCAAGAAGUUGACGAUCUGGUUUUCAAGCAUGCGUACAUUCCUCAGAGGCUGACUCAGGUAGUAGACUUCGAACGUGACAUUAGGCUUGCGAAGACUGGGAAGGAAUCGUUGAUCUAUAAAACGUUAGUUGGCUUGAAAAAUGAUUUGUCGACGCCAAACUUGUCCCCGGAGAUCCUUGCCAAUAAAGAUGCCAAGAGUGAAGAGGAAACCGGAGAGGAGAACUCUUCGGAUGUGAGUGACUCCGAUGACAGUGAGGACGAUGAGGAGGAAGAGGUUAGGGAAGGACUUAACAAAUCGAAAUUCGUCAAUUCGGCACGUCCUAAGGAUGAGACUACCGAAAGUAAAAAGGCCCGAAAGAAAGCUGUGAAGAGCGAACAAGCUGAAAAGAGACAACACAAGGUGAAGAAAUACAUAAAAAAGAAGAGAGAGAGAGCGAAGCAGUCAUCAAAGAGAUAACCUUUACGCCCUAAUAUUCCCCGUUGACCAUUAAAUGGCCAUGUGGUUAAUUUAAUAAAUUGAACUAUUUAAUUUUCCCAUGGCAAACUUAUGAAAACUAAUUUGUAUAAAAGGUACCGUGUGUAUAAUACAUUUAGAGUAACGGGAUGUGCAGGUAUUGGAUGCUACGUUUAUGUACAUUUGUGUCAUUGAAACCAAACAAUACCACAUAACGUAGUUAAGGGGUCUAGAUUCAAAGUCUCCAUUUCGUUCCCUUCUAUUCCGCGAAACGAAUUCGCGGUUAUGUCAUGUUUCAAUAAAUAUAGGUUACAUUCACCCA
Messenger RNA from Orussus abietinus, 2057 nucleotides. It is a transcript of the gene RIOK1, whose product is annotated as serine/threonine-protein kinase RIO1. Gene Ontology annotation, molecular function: ATP binding; protein serine/threonine kinase activity. The transcript is spliced from 5 exons. Gene Ontology annotation, cellular component: preribosome, small subunit precursor; cytosol. The record is from RefSeq and is a predicted model, not a curated record. Gene Ontology annotation, biological process: maturation of SSU-rRNA. NCBI's taxonomy places the organism in Eukaryota, Metazoa, Arthropoda, Insecta, Hymenoptera, Orussidae. Bases 149 to 1738 code for a protein of 529 amino acids.